This is a messenger RNA of Letharia columbiana, 1785 nucleotides long. RefSeq lists its product as uncharacterized. The transcript has 4 exons. The coding region runs from base 1 to 1785 and encodes 594 amino acids. NCBI's taxonomy places the organism in Eukaryota, Fungi, Ascomycota, Lecanoromycetes, Lecanorales, Parmeliaceae. The record is from RefSeq and is a predicted model, not a curated record.
AUGUCAUCUCUCCUAGGCAGCGGACGUACAACCCGCUGGUUUCUGCUCAGCCUCGCUCUUCUCCUCUCCCUCUGGUUCUGGCGACAAUCAUUUCAAUCCCUCCCGCAAGCGCCACUGCCCUUCAUCCCGGCAAAGCUUUACGAACCUGGUGCGGUAGCAUGCACCGACAGUGUCGCCGACAAACCUAGGCCUGUCUCAUUAAACCCAAAGGCACCACUCUUCCCCGCCUUCGAAGACGCUGUCAAAGGCCUACCGUCCAAUAUCUAUGAUCCCUACCCUGAAUACAAUAGCCGUGCUUGGAGGGAAAAUUGGCGGGGGAAGCAUGAACCUUGUCUGGGGCCAAGAGGGGUCGAUGUGAAUGGCAAUGCGGAUGAUACGCUGGUGGUACAUCGAUUGCAGAGACAAGCGCCUGCCUCAAUGUUUGGCUCCUACAACGCUACUGGACUGGCAUCAGAUUUCUGCCUGGACCGUCAUGCUCGCUACGACCCAUAUGGAUAUGAUGACACAGAUCUCGAAGGCAAUGGAGGGAGGCGCAAAUCUAAUCGCGCCUCCAAGGUGAAAUGGGACAACGUGGACUGGGGUUACCUACAAGGAGACUGCCUCAUGAGGAAUCAACAUCGCUACGAAUCUCUGCCAUGGGCAAAUCGAACGACCACGUUGUGGAUGCCUCGCCAGGAAGACAUUGACGACGUCGACAAUGUUGUUGUGUUGCCGAAUGAUGAAUCGCAAAAGAGCAUGUCAUAUCGACUGUGGAAGUCGCGUCAGAACUACAAGCAGAGGACUGCCGUAGUCCUUCGCACCUGGGAGAGCAAUGAUUGGACGGUUGAUACCAUGCAAUAUAUACGAUCGAUGAUCAUGGAGCUGUCACUACACUCUGGCGCGGAGUACGAGGUGAUUAUCAUGGUCGAGAUCAAGGAUGGCAGUAAACGGAUAUUCGACGAUCAUGCUUCCUAUCAGCAAACGUUGAAGAAGGCUGUCCCUGAUGAAUUCAAGAACAUUACCAUCCUCUUCAACAGACAAUUACUGGAGAAGUGGUAUCCAAAAGCCGGACAGCAUGAGGCCAAAACCUCGCCGUCGGGGCAUAUGGCCCAGCCACUGCAACUUCUCUCCCUCCUGCGACCUGAGAUCGAACACUUCUGGCAAAUCGACACGGAUGUUCGGUAUACCGGCCACCACUAUCAUCACCUGGAGACGAUAUCCACCUGGGCAAAACAGCAGCCAAGAAAAUACCUCUGGGAACGCGCCUCGCGAUACUACAUCCCCCACGUUCAUGGCAAUUGGACGAACUUCAUGGCGAUCGUUGCAAACCAAACUUCUCUAGCGAUCAAGCCGCUGGACGAAGGGGAAAUUGCAAGGAACGGAGGGGUAUGGGGUCCAGAGGAAACCGAAGGGAUUGAGCCGGUGGGCCCAAUACCACCCACGGAGUCGUCAGACAAUGACAACUACGCAUGGGGCGUUGGCGAAGACGCUGAUCUGAUCAAUCUCGCACCCGUCUUUGAUCCCGAGGGCACUUCGUUCGUGUUAAAAGAUAAAGUCGAACACUACCCCGAAGGCAACCACACCCCCCAGACGUGCGACAGGCACCACAUCGAUGAUCCGCCUCUCAAAGCGCUUGCUACGAGCCAUGCAUCACGGCCAGGUGAUCUCAGGCUUCUACAUGCCCCCGGAGAUGUACCCAGAAUCCACAGCGUUACACCAUGGCUUGAAGCUAGUCGUCUUCCCACUGCCAGUGUACCUCGAUUUUGCCAAAUCGCCGGCGAACAUGAACGCUGCGUUCAAUGGUGA